AUGUCUAGUCGCGAAGGUUCUCCCGAAACUACUACAGGUUUGAACAAGAAAGAUCUCAAGAAUGAGUCUCCAGCAUCACCUGAUUUGACACAUACAGGUGAAAGAAAUGCAGAGGAAAGCGAAAAAGUUGUAAAUCCUGACGAUCUCAUUGAUAUGAACACAUUUGAGCAAUUAUUGGACAUGGACGACGAGGACGACCACGAAUUCUCUUACAGCAUUGUAAAUAACUACUUUGAGCAAGCAGGAAGCACAUUUGAGGACAUGGGCGUAGCAUUAGAAAAGAAGGAUUUAAACGAGUUAUCUAGACUUGGUCAUUUCCUCAAGGGUAGCUCAGCAGCUAUUGGACUGAAGAAAGUAAAGGCAACAUGCGAAAAGAUCCAAAAUGUUGGUAAUUGUCAAGAAGAAGACGGAACAGGCGAGCUUGACAAAGACGAGGCAUUGAAGCGCAUUACACCAUUGCUGCCGCAAGUAAUGGAUGAGUAUUCAGAAGCUGAGGAAUACUUGAAGAAUUUUUAUGAAGUACAGGAUGCUCGAUAA
This is a messenger RNA of Mucor velutinosus, 537 nucleotides long. RefSeq lists its product as uncharacterized. Bases 1 to 537 code for a protein of 178 amino acids. Gene Ontology annotation, biological process: phosphorylation; phosphorelay signal transduction system. The transcript is spliced from 3 exons. Gene Ontology annotation, molecular function: histidine phosphotransfer kinase activity; protein histidine kinase binding. Gene Ontology annotation, cellular component: cytoplasm; nucleus. NCBI's taxonomy places the organism in Eukaryota, Fungi, Mucoromycota, Mucoromycetes, Mucorales, Mucoraceae. The record is from RefSeq and is a predicted model, not a curated record.